Messenger RNA from Linum tenue, 3224 nucleotides. The record is from the annotation of a GenBank genome assembly. Lineage: Eukaryota; Viridiplantae; Streptophyta; Magnoliopsida; Malpighiales; Linaceae.
UGCAGAGAGAUUGAUUUCUGUGGUGAUGGCGGAUUUGUUUUCUUCCCUCUUGUUGCAUUGAAUUGGAAUUGAUAAUUCUCUCCCCUGAUCUCUACUGCCUGGUCCGAUUUUCCACCUCCGAUCCCGAUCUGCGUCGCGCCGACUCGGUUGGGCUCUUCCUGUACAUAUUGUUCGACGGAAUUCUCCCAAGAUUGACGUUAAUCUCGAGGUCAGUGGUGGUAAGUGUUAGAUCAGGCUAAUGUUGGUGGAAUUUCCUGCUCAACUUUCUUCUUCUUCCUUGCUUCUGUUCUGUCCCAUGAUUGUGUUGUUUCAAUUGUGUGCGAGCGAGCUGCGAUUCUUUCGAUCUUGCCGAAAAUAAAAAAAAUUAAGGGUGAAAGUGAUUCUCUGUUUUGCUUUCGUGGCCUGAGAUCGGGAUCUGAUCGUGGAUGUGAGGCGGUUUGCCGGAAUUCUGGGUUUGGGAGGGAACUGCAGUUUUUUUUACCAAAGGGGAUAUGGAGUUUCAGUGCUUUUUGUUCUAAAAAAAAGUCAGCAGCCUUAUUUGAAUUCCAGGAGAUUGUACUUGUUUUUGUAAAAUCGGCUUUCUUCUUCUGGUGUUGCGUCUGUUGUUUAAUUACUGUGGGCAUUGCUGAAUUAUUGGUAGAUUGUUCCCUGGAGCAAGAAUUCUAAUUCUGGAGCUGAAUUAUCUUCCAGCAUGAGUCUUUCUUGACGUGUCUGUUGUAGAUUUGUGUCCUGUGAUUUCUGAUUGCGACAAUUCUUGUUUGAUAAGUGCCCAUCUGGUAUGUAUGCUUGAGAUAUGGUGUUUAAGAAGAGACAAUCUCAUGGUUUUAACAAUCUCCACUUCCCUUCUGUUCCCAAGGCUCCCAGAUCUGCCAGAAGGGCCUUUCAUAAGAGGAUAGUUGAGGACAGCCAAAUCUGUGCAUUUGAGUUACUUGCUUCUCUAGCUGGAAAGCUAUUACAGGAGAGUGAAAGCUCAUCUGCUUCUAGUAAUGCAUCUGAUGCAAAUGACCGGCCUGCAAUUAGUGAUGGUGUUGUUAAAAGAGAGCAAGUUGAGACUAAACCUGUGAAAACAGAGUGCUUGGAUUUGGGAAGCUGCGAAGAGAGCAUUUUCCUCCCUGACUACGGUUCACCUAGCAGUGACAGUAGGGGAAGUCUGAAUGAAAUUCCACUGCCAGCUGAGAGUGAUGCCAUUUUGGAGCGGUAUUCAACUGUCUCGAAUUCCGAUUCCUCAGAGAAAGGCAAUAGUGAUGUAAAGCCAAUCCAAGGUGAAAAGGCACCUAAGUUGGAGGGAGCCCCUCCUGUUACUGUAGAGCCUUGUGAUGAAAAACCAGAAAAUGGGGUUGGCAGUCAGCCAUUGGCUGAUGGGAUGGAGACUCGGGGGUUGAUCCUUGAUAAUGCCUGCAGUUCAAAGGAUCCCAUGAAGUCAUGCCUGAGGAAUCCUGCAUUGAUAAACUCAGACAACACUGCCAAACAUUUAUCCCAUGGGAAUUCCCUUCCCAGGGCUUCUGAUUUGAAGCUUGGGAAUGGUGUUAAAUUAGGUAUUAGAGAUGAUGAUGAAAACUUUUUUAGGUUUAAUAAACUAAGCAGCAGAAGAAAGGCAUUUAGGCCUUCAUCUAGAAUUGGAGACAGAAGAAUAAGAAAACUACUGUCAUCCAAAUACUGGAAAGCAGCACCGAAGCUGAAAGACUAUGAGCUAACGAGACCUUUAUUUGCAGAUUUGGGGAUGAAGCCUCUUCAUCAUAAGAGGAAGUUGUCUUGCAACCCUGACAAAACUCAGGGCGACAUUCUUUACAAGAGGAGGAAGUUUUCUGACCGUAGCGUAGUCAUAGCAUCUGAUAGGGGUUUUAGCGGUGAAAGUGUUUGUAACUCUCCUGAGAAAGGCACAUCUGGAGACAAUGGUUCAGCAGUAUUGUGUUAUGGAGGUGUGUUGAUUUGUACUGCUCCGUUUUCCUGUUUUCUGGUCCAUUUCUCUAAGCUUUCAGCUGUUAAACUGAGCAUCAAGUCCUUCAAAAUUCCAGAACUUUUCAUUGACGUCCCAGAAACUGCAACUGUUGGUUCUCUCAAGAGAACUGUUGUGGAAGCUGUAACUUCUCUACUUGGUGGUGGUUUACGUGUUGGGCUGGUUCUUCACGGAAAGAAGGUCAGGGACGAUAACAGAACCCUUUUGCAGACUGGUAUCACUUCUGCUGAUAGCCUUGAGACUCUGGGUUUUACCCUGGAGCCUAAUUCAGUGCAAGCUCCUGUGCCCUUGUGCAGUGAAGAGCCUCCUGCUAUUUUACCAUGUGAAACAUCCCACCUUAUAUCAAGGUCCCCAGAGACUACAAUUGUAGAGUCACUAAAGCUUAUUGACUCACCCAGGCUUGCUCCUUCUCCACCAACAAAUCAGGUUGACUACAACAGUGAGACUACUGAUCAGGAACCACUUUCCUCUAAUGCUGACAUAGUAGCUGACAACAAAUCACCAUCAGAUUCCAAAGCUCUGGUUGCAGUUGAACCAGCAAGUGCUGAGGCACUUGCUGUUGUUCCCCUCAACCAGAAAUCUAGGCGAUCUGAGAAUGUACAGCGUCGAACUAGGAGACCAUUCUCAGUCUCCGAAGUAGAGGCACUUGUCCAAGCCGUUGAAGAACUUGGCACUGGAAGGUGGCGGGAUGUUAAGUUGCGAUCUUUUGACAAUGCUGACCAUCGAACAUAUGUUGACUUGAAGGAUAAAUGGAAGACAUUAGUCCACACAGCCCAGAUUGCUCCGCAGCAAAGAAGGGGAGAGCCAGUUCCUCAGAAGCUUCUUGACAGAGUGUUGGCUGCACACAGCUACUGGUCGCAGCAUCAAGCCAAGCAACAUACCAAAAAUGCAGCUGCUGUUGCCACUGCGACUGCAAUGCUGCAGAUAACAGACGGGCAGGCGAUUGAGGCUUGAAGAAGGAGGCGGGUAACAUUUCACUUGGUAUAAUAGUGUACAAAAGGAAGGGAAACUACUACAACCACUACUUGUUGACCGGGAAGGAACAGGGGAAGGCACAGAACAGGGUGACAAAGAAGAACAGCAACAAAAUUGUACAAAAUGCAACAAUUGAUUUCUCGGAAUGUUUAUUAUGUAAUACACUCACACUUGUCUUUACAACAAUUCAUUCCCAGUGUUUCCCCUCCCCCCCAUUGGAGACCAGGGGAGAAGGAAAGCUAGGGCAUUUUGUAAAUUGAUUCAGUUCCAUGAAAUAAAUCCCCUCUAGGGG